Molecule: messenger RNA, 378 nt
Organism: Caenorhabditis angaria
Lineage: Eukaryota; Metazoa; Nematoda; Chromadorea; Rhabditida; Rhabditidae
Source: the annotation of a GenBank genome assembly
AUGUCAAAAACCAGCAGAAUCGAUGAAACAAAUUUCGAAAUCAAUCGCCGUCGCAAUGUAAAACCCCACUUCGAACCCAAUCAUAUUUAUAUCACACGAAAAACGAAUAUCGAACAACAAUCCAAAAAAGCCGCCGAAAUGCUCAACAACUCCUUCGACGAGAUUUUCAUUCAUGGAAUGGGCGCUAGUUUGAAUAAAGCAAUGGUUUUUGCAUUAGAAGUUGAACGAAAAUUCGCGGGAAGUGUCAAAUCCGAUGUUCUUACUUCAACAGUUCAAGUCACCGAUGAAAUCUUCUCAUUUUCCGACGAACAUGAGAAUAAUCUUCGAAACCGCCCAAUUUCCGCCGUUCAUAUUCAUCUUUAUCGUGUUAUUGUUUGA